AUGCCGCCCCGCCACCGAAGCCCCGACGGUGGUGACCUUUGCGCGAUUUUUGUUCAUGCCGGAGCUGGUUACCACUCGUAUCAGAAUGAAAGACAUCAUCUCGCCGCAUGCAACGAUGCCGCCAAGGUUGGAAUGACCAUACUAAAGAAUGGAGGGGAGGCUACAGAUGCCGUUGAGAUGUGCAUUCGCGUUCUCGAGGAUCGAGAGAUCACCAACGCUGGCUACGGCAGUAACCUCAACAUGGAUGGUCAUGUCGAGUGCGAUGCUACUAUAGUUGACUAUCUCGGUCGUAGCGGUGCCAUUGGCGCUGCUUCUUACAUCAAGAACCCCAUCGCCCUAGCAAGAGUUGUAUUAGCGGAGUCAAUAAAGCCUCUAUCACUCUCUCGUGUUCCGCCGAAUCUACUGGUGGGAGAUGGAGUCGCAGACUUCGCCUCCGAGGUCGGCAUGGCUGUUGUGCCGCACGAGUUCCUGAUAUCUGAUGUCGCCAGAGAGCGAUAUGUCAAAUGGAAACAAGAUCUUCAAUCCGUGGCUGAGAAAGAAGCUCGGGAACGAAAAGGUGCUUCUAGGAAGAACUCUUCCAAUAAGGACAACAAGGCAAAAGCUUUUGACGAGCACGCCGUCAGCCCGCCAACAACGCCAGAUGAACCACCUUCGUUGUCCAGUAUCCCGACUCCCUCAAGACCCCUUGUUGCAUCUGCAGCUGAUCUGCCGGCAGAGGCUUUGCACGCCAAAGCGGGCUCUACACCAUACCCCAACGUCAGAUACUACGAUGCCCCCAAUAUUGGUCAACGUAUGAUGAUGCAAGAAGACGACAAUGGCGAGGCGAUGGAUGCCGACAUGGAGUGGGAGUCAUCUCCGCCACGACGUACAAGAGUCAGUGGCUCCUACGAUGGCUCUGGUGAUGAACACCUCCAUGUGCCUCGUAUGAAUGCUAGCCAGGGCGGUGAUCUCAGAGACGACAAUAUCGUCGAUACUGUGGGUGCCAUCGCCAUUGAUGGAUGGGGCAACAUUGCGGCUGGGUCUUCCUCGGGUGGUAUCGGUAUGAAGCACAAAGGUCGAUGUGGCCCAGCUGCUCUUGUUGGUGUGGGUACCGCGGUCAUCCCCAAGGAUCCCGAAGACCCAGAACAAGUCUCAGUUGCCACUGUCGUCAGCGGCACAGGCGAACACAUGGCCACCACCUCCGCAGCAGCUGCUGCGGCCGACCGUGUCUACUAUCCUCACAAGAAGGAGAAGAGGACUCUGGUUGAGUGUUCCGAAGACGAGGCUCUACAUCAUAUGAUUGCCGAAGAUUUCCUUGGUCAUCCAGGCGUCCGCAUGAGUCCCUGUCCUGGUGCGAUCGGCAUCCUUGCCGUGAAGAAGAUGAAGGAUGGCAUCUACUUCUACUUUGCGCACAACACCGACUCUUUUGCUAUUGCCUCGAUGCACAGUGAAGAGCGGAAGCCUGUUUGCGUUAUGUCGCGCAAUAAGGGCGGCGGGUCGAUCGCCCAAGGCGGACGACUCUCGCGCACACGUUCUGACCGGAAGGCCUCCUAG
Messenger RNA from Cyphellophora europaea CBS 101466, 1533 nucleotides. RefSeq lists its product as uncharacterized. Gene Ontology annotation, molecular function: threonine-type endopeptidase activity. Lineage: Eukaryota; Fungi; Ascomycota; Eurotiomycetes; Chaetothyriales; Cyphellophoraceae. The coding region runs from base 1 to 1533 and encodes 510 amino acids. Gene Ontology annotation, biological process: protein maturation. The record is from RefSeq and is a predicted model, not a curated record. The transcript has 2 exons.